GACGACGACGACGAAUUUGGUGAUUUUGAAGAAUCGGAGCCAGCACCACAGCAAAGGAUCCAGGCAACAACAAAAGAGGCUCCUGUACAGCCUGCGAAAGAGUUCGAAGACGCAGAUGUCGUAGGCUCAUGGGGUGGUGAAGAAGACGAUGAAGAUGAUUUCGGAGAUUUUGAAACGAGUGAGACGCCGGCCGUCAGCAGCGGCACCCCCAAACCUACGGCUCCACCAGCUCAGCCGAGGACGGUCAAGCCAUCGGCACCAGCGGCAUCAAUGGGAGCUGUGGAUCUUCUAGGCCUCGAUGAUCCACCGGAAACAAUGAAUAGGGCACACCAACCACCACCUCCAUCUAGGGCACCGAAGAAGACUGUCUCGGCGCCUAAGGCCGCAACCACGCGUCCUACAAAUGCACCUCGUCAGCAAUCCAUGCUAUCCAACGACGAUGCCUGGGACGAUUUUGAGAUCUCUCAGCCUACACAACCUGCUGCAUCACAGAAAGCAGCAGCAGAAGCACAAUUACAAAUCCAACUCCCAAAGGACAUCCUAGGUGAUCUUACCGCACUCCCCUCAACCACCGGCGUCGCACCCUCCAACAUCCCACCACCCUCAGUCCUUCUAACCAUCUUCCCACCCGUGCUGACCUCCCUCUCCCACCAAUUCCUCCAACCUCUCAGUGCCCUCUCAUCCUCCCAAAAAUCCCUCUUCCUCUCAAAUCAAGAAACAAAAUCAUUCUUGGCAUCCUAUGUAACUCUCACCCAUGUCGUCGGCCACGUAAUAGCCGGCCGCAAGUCCCGCUGGAAGCGCGACAAACAUCUCGCCCAAAGCAUGCGCAUCGGACCAGCAAUGUCCGGCCGCAGCGGCGGUAUGAAGUUGACCGGUCUCGACAAAUCCGAAUCCGGCCGUGAAGACACAGAAGUCGAGGUCGUACUUGCCGUAUGGCGUGAACAAGUUGGACGAUUGAAGACAGCAGUCACAGGAGCUUCUGUUCAUGGCAGUAAACUCACCGUGCCUGAAUUGGGGGAUGUGCUUCCUGUACGUGUGGCCAAGGGCAGUGAGGGUGCUAUUACGAGUACACAGGCAUGUGCACUCUGUGGAUUGAAGAGAGAAGAGAGAGUGGCCAAGGUGGACGUGGCAGUCGAGGACAGUUUCGGCGAGUUCUGGGUGGAAGGAACGAAUAUGCAUCGUGCAUGUCUGAAGUUCUGGGAGGUGUUCAAAGGACGUCUGAUGUCGAGAUAGUUGGUUGGCAUCUGGAACAAACAGAACAAAAGUAGACAUAGAGCAAUGGUAUUGGCCAGCGAGUAAUUGAAUAGCAGUAACUAUAUCAAG
Aureobasidium pullulans EXF-150 is the source of this 1323-nucleotide messenger RNA. RefSeq lists its product as uncharacterized. NCBI's taxonomy places the organism in Eukaryota, Fungi, Ascomycota, Dothideomycetes, Dothideales, Saccotheciaceae. The transcript is spliced from 2 exons. The record is from RefSeq and is a predicted model, not a curated record. Bases 271 to 1233 code for a protein of 320 amino acids.